Messenger RNA from Pleuronectes platessa (European plaice), 5007 nucleotides. It is a transcript of the gene rnf139, whose product is annotated as ring finger protein 139. Gene Ontology annotation, cellular component: endomembrane system; endoplasmic reticulum. The transcript is spliced from 6 exons. The record is from RefSeq and is a predicted model, not a curated record. Gene Ontology annotation, molecular function: ubiquitin protein ligase activity; zinc ion binding. Gene Ontology annotation, biological process: ERAD pathway. Lineage: Eukaryota; Metazoa; Chordata; Actinopteri; Pleuronectiformes; Pleuronectidae. The coding region runs from base 335 to 2440 and encodes 701 amino acids.
AGUGACGACACGGCGGAAGAGCAGCUCGUCUCCAGCAGAGCUAACGGCUAACAGCUAACGGCCGGUUCUCCCCACCUGGAUCCCCGCAGUGUUGUCUACCCGAGGCCGGUGCGAGGUGAGCCCUGGGCGGCGGCGGCUCGGAGCCUGUGUCGGUCCUCACAUGGAGGCGGAGCGACAGUAGAGACGAGAGGCAGCAACAGGCGGUCGAGACCAGACAACCAGCGGCGGAGCGACACCGAGGACGAGACGCUGCGGGAGGAACCUUCACUCACUGCGGAUGUUACCUGGAGGUUAACCGGGGCUCCCCGGGACCACAGCCUCAGGCUCCAGCCGCAUGGCGUCAACUCAAGCCCGGAUAGGCCAGCAGGCCUUAGCGGUGCUGGAUGUGGCUCUGCGAGUUCCCUGUAUCUUUAUUAUCGACGCCAUUUUUAACUCUUACUACGACCCGGGUUCAGGAUGGGCCGGCGCGACGGGGAAGGUGCUGGUCCGAGUCACGGGUGUCCUCGUCUCCAGCGUGGUGCUGCUGCUCUCCCAGAAAGCCUUGUUCAAGUUCUACACGCUCUUCUGUGCGGUUCUCCUCGGCAUGACGGCGGUCCUCAUCAACUACUACGCCACCUCCCACAUAGACUUCUACAGCGCCUACUACAAAGCGGCGCUGGGCUUCAGGCUGGUGCCCAGGAACGGCCCCACGCUGUGGCUGGGGAUGGCGGCCGUGCAGCUGGUGCUCGGCGUGGGCUACGUGUUCCUGCUCAACCUCCAGUCGGUGUUUGCCGCGCUGGUGGUGCUGGACAUCAUGAUUCCUCUGUGGGGGCUGAUGAUCGAGCUGCCGGCGGACGUGAGGCAGCUGGUGGCCGUGUUCUCGGGCCUGGCGCUGGCCCUCAACACGGCCGUGUGCCUCACCAUCAGGCUGAAGUGGUUCUACUACUCGUGUCGGUACGUCUACCUGCUGGUGCGGCACAUGUACCGGAUCUACGGGCUUCAGCUGCUGCUCGAGGACACGUGGAAGAGGAUCCGGUUCCCCGACGUGCUGCGGGUGUUCUGGCUGACCCGGGUCACGGCCCAGGCGCUGAUCCUGGUGUACGUGGUGCAGGCGGUGAGGAGGGAGAGCGGUGAUGCCACAGGUGGGGCCACAGACGGGGGCUCGAACUCACAGGGUUACCUGCUGAGCUGGGACGUGUUCUGGGAUCUGACCAGUAACCUGAUCAUCUCCGGCUGCGACUCCAUGCUCACCGUGCUGGGGAUGAGCGCCGUCAUCUCCUCCCUCGCUCACUACCUCGGCCUCAGCAUCCUGGCCUUCAUCGGUUCGACGGAGGAGGAGGACAAGCGUUUGGGCUUCGUGGCCCCGGUUCUGUUCUUCAUCCUGGCUCUGCAGACCGGCCUCAGCAGCCUGGACCCAGAAGAACGUCUGGUCCGUCUGAGCCGGAACAUGUGCCUCCUGCUGACGGCCAUCCUGCACUUCAUCCACGGCAUGACCGACCCCGUCCUGAUGUCCCUCAGCGCCUCCCACGUGUCCUCGGUUCGCCGCCACGUCCCUGUCCUGCUGGUGUCCCUGGCCCUGUUUGUGCUGCCUGUGGCGCUCAGCUACACCCUGUGGCACCACUACGCCCUGAACACCUGGCUGUUCGCCGUCACCGCCUUCUGCGUGGAGCUCUGCCUCAAGGUGGUGGUGUCACUGACGGUCUACGGCCUCUUCAUGAUCGAUGGCUUCUCCAACGUCCUCUGGGAGAAGCUGGAUGACUACGUCUACUACGUGCGCUCCACAGGCAACAUCAUCGAGUUCCUGUUCGGAGUCAUCAUGUUCGGGAACGGGGCCUACACCAUGAUGUUCGAGUCGGGCAGCAAGAUCCGCGCCUGCAUGAUGUGCCUGCACGCCUACUUCAACAUCUACCUGCAGGCCAAGAACGGCUGGAAGACGUUCAUCAACCGCCGCACGGCCGUGAAGAAGAUCAACUCCCUGCCGGAGAUCCGUGGGGACCAGCUGAGGGACAUCGACGACGUGUGCGCCAUCUGUUACCAGGAGUUCUCCACCUCGGCCCGCAUCACGCCCUGCCACCACUACUUCCACGCGCUGUGCCUGAGGAAGUGGCUCUACAUCCAGGACACGUGUCCGAUGUGCCACCAGAGAGUUUACAUCGAAGAAGAGAGCCGGGACAGAGCCGCCUUCUCCAACAACAAUGGGAACUACGCAGCCCAGCAGGACGCUGCUGACGCCGCCCCCCCGGCGCCGGGGGACAACGAGGACGGACAGCCCCCCCCAGAGCUGCCGGCCGAGGGAGAGGCCGGCGGCGCGCAGGCCGCAGGGGGGGGGGAGCUCAACAACGAGCUGCUGGAGGACAACGACAGCAUAGAGUACGACGAAGACGAGUGGGGGACUCAAAACGGCAGCAUGCCGAUAGAAGAAGAUUAUAUCAAUGACGACACUGACUCCACAGAGGACUGAUGAGAACAGAUCUAUAGAAAACAAAUGUCUUUAUUAUAUUUAAGUUAAAAAUAAUUAUAAAACAUCUUCAGCAUCUUAAUUUCUUCUGGAUAAUGUCAGGGAAGUCUUUUUUCUUGUUAGUUUCUUUUCAUUUGAUUUUGGGAUUAACUCUUAAGGGCUCGUGGAAAGAGUAACUGCUGCUCGUGUGUGUGUGUGUGUGUGUGUGUGUGUGUGUGUGAGUGUGAGUGCAGGGGUGAGUGUGUCGGGGCUGCAUGAACUCAGUGUUGUUUAUAUUUCUUACUUUAAUCCAGAAGUAUUGGAGAUCCUGAUAAUAAUCGUGUGGAAACAUCCGUCUGUUCAGAUUUCAUCUCUUGAUGCCUCAAACCCGAUCAUCAGCAAAUCCAGAUAUCAGAUUUCUGCUCCUCUGAGAAUCUGCACGACACAAACACACCAGUGACAUCACCACUUUGUUUAGACGUCUGUCCCUCGUGCAGCCCUGAGGUUUAUUUGUGUGUGAUCGGGGGAAUUUGUGUAAUCACGCGUGUGUGCGCCUGCCGAAGUAUAAUGUGUUGAGACGAUGUCUUAAGAUGCAGUUUGUGUUUCCUUGUUGUGUGUUACCGGGGGCUGCAGUGUUUCUGUUCAUUAACGACAAAUCUGCUGUCAACACAUUCUAAAUUAUUAGAUUUAUAAAUAAAGAUGGACGACGCGUCUCCACUUCCUCCCAGUAUCAAGAGAUUAAGCCAAAGUAGCUCAGAUCCAAAUGCGGCCAUCUUGCACUCAUGGAGUCAUUUGGAGUCUCAGCUGUCAAUCAUGACGUCUCCGCCCAUUUUUAUAUCAUCAAAUAAUGAAUUAAAUCCAAACUGAUCAGAAACACUUGAACAAACAUCAGUGAGAUAAGAACGACCUGAAACCAUCUUUGACAAACAUUUAUUUCACGUUUAUUUUGACUUUUUAUUUUGGUCCAUGUCCCAUCAGCUAACGUGGAGGAGGCGGGGCUUAUUAUGCUUUGGCUUUACUGUAGUGCAGCCGUCAUGUCGUCCAUCUUUAUUGAUAGUCUGGUUUUAGCAAAAUGCCAAGAUACUUCCUGUUUGUCCUGCGGGGGGGGAGUUUGCUCUAAACACUUCUGGCCGUCUAACUUUUAAAAAUCUUACUAAACCUGAAACUCCGACGUGAGAAACACCUGCUCAGCGUUUGUGUCUUUAACGAACUCCAGGAGAAGGUUGUGAACUUGUUCAGAGAGCGAGUGAAGCAGUUUUCUACCAGAGAGAAGGUCAGAGGUGACUUGCUACUGUCAUCACUGAUAUACCUCUACCAUUACUACUGGUCCCUUGUGUGACCUUUCUUACAUCUGUGUACGUUAUUGUACAUGUAAUAAAACGACACACGUGCACUCUCCUCCCAUAGAAUAAGAGAAACAUUUUAAAAAUUAAACUUUGCACAUUUCAUAGUUUUAUUUGGUUGAAUUCUUGUUUCAGACACAGAACUUGCUGCUGCAGAUGUUUGGAGAUGAGUGGAGGAAACAAGAAAAGUCGUAUUCUCAAAAAAGAAAAGUAUUUGGUUAAAUGAUUAAUACUUCCUCAUUAAAUUUGAAUGUCCCAAAAGUACGACAUAUGAGAAGGUGCCUGUGGUUAGAGUGAACAGGAAGUUCAAAUGUAUCUUGUUUUGUCAGUGUUUCUUUCCUCUUGUGUGUUAUAACGGUUUUCUGUGGAUGUAAAAGUUCUAUAAAGUUAAAAAGCCCAAAGUCUGUUGUUAAAGGAGCUAAACACACUGACGCUCCUGAACAACCUGGUCACCUGGUCUGCACCUUUGUGAUGUCACGAGACACAUUUGCACUUCCUGUGGCGAAGCAAAUCAGCAGCUCUGGUGAGAUGAGCAGAGCCCGUCUCCUUUAAAGACGUGAUUCUUUCUAACGUACCUGAAUUAUUUGUGUCUGUCACUUUGUACGAGCAGUUCUAUUCGGUCGAUGCACUUUUCUGUUUGUUUGUAAUCACUGGCACAGCCUGGUUGUGUUCCUCGUCUCAGGGUCCUGCUGCAGGGCUGGAGGAGUUCUCUCAUCACAGAAACAUGUCCUGGGAGAGAGAGAGAGACUGAAGAGCUGCAGGAGAGUUUGACACGUUCAGAUCUUCCUCUGUUGUAGUAAACCUACAACUGCUCGUUUCACACAGUUGAGCCUCAGCAGCAGACGUCCCAUAAACACUGAUCCAAAAAACUACUGUCUGGAACCUUCAUCUUUCUUUCUUUUGAACUGUGCUGCUUCAGCUCCCUCAGCACAGACUCUGAGUAUUAACACUGUUUAGACUCCACAGCCUGAACGUCUUAACGGUUUGACUGCAAACCCGUGUUCAUUACUGUUGUAAUUACAGGCCGCAGACAAUAAGCUGUAAGGAAUGCAUUAUGUUUAAUGAGGAAGAGAUGGGGGGCGCUGAUGAUGAUGAUGAUGAUUAGAAAGCUGUGCUUUUUGACAUGUGUCAGUGAUGAAGAAUUACUCGGGUGAUUGUUCUGAAAGCUUUUUAAAAAGGUAAAAAGUGUUGAUUUUGCCUUUUGUUUUAAAAGGAGAUUUAUGUAAAUAAAAUCAUCUUUGAUAAUGA